Molecule: messenger RNA, 749 nt
Organism: Solanum pennellii
Lineage: Eukaryota; Viridiplantae; Streptophyta; Magnoliopsida; Solanales; Solanaceae
Product: 40S ribosomal protein S13
Exons: 5
Coding region: 130-585 (151 amino acids)
Biological process (GO): translation
Cellular component (GO): nucleolus; cytosolic small ribosomal subunit; ribosome
Molecular function (GO): small ribosomal subunit rRNA binding; structural constituent of ribosome
Source: RefSeq, a predicted model, not a curated record
UCAGUGCAAAUAAAGAACGUAUAUAUGGCGAAAACCCUAACCCCCUUCAGUUUGUCAUUUUAGAGAUUUCGCUGCUACUUAUAGCCAAUCAGAGCGCGGCAGCCACCGUCACACCACCAACCAGCCACCAUGGGUCGUAUGCACAGUCGAGGUAAGGGUAUUUCAGCUUCAGCUCUUCCAUACAAGAGGACUCCACCAAGUUGGCUGAAAAUCUCUGCUCCUGAUGUUGAGGAUAACAUAUGCAAGUUCGCCAAAAAAGGUUUGACACCUUCUCAAAUUGGUGUUAUUCUUCGUGAUUCUCAUGGGAUUGCUCAGGUGAAGAGUGUUACUGGUAGCAAGAUUCUCAGAAUUUUGAAGGCUCAUGGACUUGCUCCCGAGAUUCCCGAGGAUCUCUACCACCUUAUCAAGAAAGCAGUGGCAAUCAGGAAGCAUCUUGAGAGGAACAGAAAAGACAAGGACUCCAAGUUUAGAUUGAUUCUUGUUGAGAGCAGGAUUCAUCGACUUGCUCGCUACUAUAAGAAAACAAAGAAGCUUCCACCAGUCUGGAAGUACGAGUCUACCACCGCGAGUACUCUUGUGGCUUAGAGAAGGUCAUGGAUUGGGAUUACAAGUUUGUUGGUCAAGUCCCAUCUUCAUAAUUACAGACUUAAGUUGUUUUUGUAUGAGACCGGAUUGUUUGAAACUUUGAAUGGAACAAAUUUUGUUUUAUGAGAGAUGAUAAGGGGAACAUUUCCUACUUUAAAUUUGCA